Neoarius graeffei (lesser salmon catfish) is the source of this 2481-nucleotide messenger RNA. RefSeq names its product ADP-ribosylation factor-like 16 (gene arl16). The transcript is spliced from 5 exons. The coding region runs from base 97 to 615 and encodes 172 amino acids. NCBI's taxonomy places the organism in Eukaryota, Metazoa, Chordata, Actinopteri, Siluriformes, Ariidae. Gene Ontology annotation, molecular function: GTP binding; GTPase activity. The record is from RefSeq and is a predicted model, not a curated record.
UUAGCAAAAAUAAACCCGCUAGCUAUUUUAUUGUUUAUCCCAAAACAUAUUUUGUUUUUAGUUUUAAUUAUUAUCCAAGGCCACUUCGAGUAAGUUAUGUGUUUGUUAUUGGGUGCAACCGGCGUCGGAAAGACUCUGCUCCUGAAAAGACUGCAAAAGCUGUGUCAGAGGGGUGACCCUGAUGAUUUAGGAGAACCACCCGCUACUCUGCCCACAGUGGGCACCAACCUGAUCGAUCUGACCCUGAGGAAGAAGAGAGUGACUGUGAGAGAGUUAGGAGGCUGCAUGGGCCCCAUAUGGCCCAGCUACUUCAGCGGCUGCACGUCCGUUAUCUUCAUGAUCGACUCUGCCAACAUCACACAGAUUUCCUCCUCCUGCAUCCAGCUGCUGUGCGUUCUCUCAGCCGAGCCGCUACGGUCCACCUCUGUGCUUGUGCUGUUCAACAAGAGUGACCUAUCAUGCACUAUGUCGCUAGAGGAAAUGAAAUCGCUCUUCAGGAUGGAUGACAUCAUUGCCUCCGCUCCUCAAUCGAUCACGGUUUUGGAGCUCAGCGCUCGCUCUGGAAAGGGCCUUCAGGAAGUGCUCAACUGGCUCAACUCGAAACAACCUGACUGACAUACAGCGGACACACAGAAUCGAACUGUAUGUGAGGAUUCAGACAUGUGGGUUAAUAUCGCACCACGGUUAAAAGAGCUUAAAUGUUUCGUAAAUCGAGGUAAAAUGCAGUGGAGACGAUAAUCCGCUCAAUAUCAUCUGCAUUAUUUCACACUUUUUUGUGAUGACAUGACAAGAAUAAGGUGAAUUUCAGUUUCCCUAUCAAGCCUAAUGAUACUUGGAUAUGACCUCGCAGCAAACAGUCAGCUGAUGAAAUAGUUUGAGCCAGUUUUCCAGGAAUUUUUCACACUUGCCCUUUUGCACCAAAAAGCAGCAGGGUGUCCGCGGAUCCUGAAAAAGUCUGAUAUACAGUAUAUGGCGUUUAAGGCCUUAAAUAGCCUUAUAUUUUGCUAAUAUUUCAAAGUGUGGCGUUAAUUUUCAUAUGGGUGGCAUUAAAUUUCAUUGGGGCACAAAAAUGUGUUUGUACAUUUUUUUUUUCCGUGCUAACGUUGUUCAAACAGCGCACGUCAAUGUGUAACAAGAAGAUGGCAAAAAGGCCGCUCUGUACCUAAAAGUACAGGCGUCACACAACACUUAGGUGGGGUUUACAUUAGACCGUAUCAGCGGAUCAUCAGAUUAACGUUUUUAAAACGAUUAGUGUGCACACAGCAAUACCAAUACACGGAUACGCUCGGCUCCGCAGGCAUCCUGCGCUCCAAAUCACUCCGCCCUGAACAGUGAGUGCCCUCUGGAGAGUACGCACUCCGGCCCUGCGCAGCUCACAGAGCGCGCGCGAGUGAAGCACACGAGCAGUGAUUCGGGACUGAGCCGCUGUGUGUGUGAUCCCAGCGCAUAUCACUUACCACUUGCAAGUGGAAGGAUGGCAAGCCUAAAGACAAUCAUAACUACACAAUGGGCAGUAUUUGCAUCAGUAUUUGCAGUAUUUUCAUACUUUUAUACUCUUUAAUGAAAGGUGAUACAAGGCGGAAGUCCGCGCCGUUUUUCAGCAGUCGCGUCACAUGACCAACGCCAGCGAAUCAGGAAGGUGGAUGUCACAGUGACGUUGUCCAAUGACGACGCCAGCUAGAGCUCAGCACAGCGUAUCCGCGUAUUCUUAAUGUUUACACAGCACCGGAUCAGACACGAUCUGGAUUGAAUACGUGGACCCUGGCGGAUUCCCGUUUCCCGGCGUUUCCAGGCGUUUUAAUGUAAACGGACAGUGCAUCCGCGAAGAAAACGAGACAGAUACGGUCUAAUGUAAACUUGGCCUUAGGGGGCAGUGUUUUCCUUAUAGUGUUGUGGGAAAAGACGAAGAAGUGGUUUCUUUAGCGUGGCAGACAUGUAGGAUGGGGAAGCGUAAGUUUAGGGACAAGUGGCUUGAGGACCAGAAAUAUAGCGGUUGGUUGUCAAAAGCAACGUCCGAAAAUGAAGCUCGGUGUAAACUCUGCAAGAAAGACAUAAAGUUGGGAACAAUGGGCCUUGACGCUCACAUGAAAGGGGAAAAGGAUAAACGCUUUGGCGCCAGUCAGGUAACAACAGUUCCCACGCAGAUGUUUGCAGCACCGGUUGCAAACGUUAGCGCAAAGCCCACUUUCCCUUCGGUGCCUACUUCUCCCAGCACAAGUGCCUUCGGUGCUUUCGCCUCAACCGCUACACUUAAGGCUGAAAUACUGUGGGUUCUGCAAACGAUUGACCGACACCACUCCUACAAUUCGAACGAAGACGUGGGCACCGUCUUCAGGGCAAUGUUCCCUGAUUCUGAAUAUGCAAAAUCGUUUACUUGUGGGAAAGACAAGAUUCUGUUCGUAAACUGGAGAUGCACUGAUUAAAAUAUAAAUAUGCUUUGACCAUAAUAGCCUAGACAGGGGUGUUCAAAUUGAUCCAUAA